This is a messenger RNA of Cynocephalus volans (Philippine flying lemur), 759 nucleotides long. It is a transcript of the gene MRPS17, whose product is annotated as mitochondrial ribosomal protein S17. The transcript is spliced from 3 exons. Lineage: Eukaryota; Metazoa; Chordata; Mammalia; Dermoptera; Cynocephalidae. Gene Ontology annotation, cellular component: mitochondrial small ribosomal subunit; ribosome. The coding region runs from base 208 to 600 and encodes 130 amino acids. Gene Ontology annotation, biological process: mitochondrial translation. The record is from RefSeq and is a predicted model, not a curated record. Gene Ontology annotation, molecular function: structural constituent of ribosome.
CUGGGGGUGGUUUCAUGGCCUGAGGCACCGCCGCUGGAGAGCCCUCGGGAGAGUCGAGUUGCCUGACCGGGACUGCCAGGGUAGGGGGACCGAAUCUCCCCAACCUGCCCCGGGUCCGGCGGGAGCAGCGCCGAGUCAAGGAAAGGACGGCGGCCGCUCAGCCUAGGCUUGCGUGCCACGAGCAGCCCGGGUGACCAAAGCCACAUAAUGUCAAUAGUUCGUUCAUCCGUCCAUGCCAAAUGGAUCGUGGGGAAAGUGAUUGGGACAGCAAUGCAAAAAACUGCUAAAGUGAGAGUGACCAGGCUUGUUCUGGAUCCCUAUUUAUUAAAGUAUUUUAAUAAGCGAAAAACCUACUUUGCUCACGAUGCCCUUCAGCAGUGCACAGUUGGGGAUAUUGUGCUUCUCAAAGCUUUACCUGUUCCACGAACGAAGCAUGUGAAACAUGAACUGGCUGAGAUCGUUUUCAAAGUUGGAAAAGUCAUAGAUCCCGUGACAGGAAAACCCUGUGCAGGAACUACCUACCUGGAGAGUCCAGUCAGUUUGGAAACCACUCCCUUAACCAAAAAUCUGGAGGAACUCAAUAUAUCUUCAACACAGUGAAGGAGGAUUGGAGGAAGGAGCCAAAGGGAAAGAUUUACACAUUUGCUUUAUGGAAAAAGAAAUUUUUUUAAGUUUCAUCACAAACUGUCCAGUUUCUCUAGUAUUUGUGAAAUAGCUGAAAGUAAAUGAAGUAAAGGGCUUGAUAAAACUUUUCAUAAA